AUGAGCAAACGAGCUGCGAUCGAUCUCGUUAAUGGAAGAGGAUUUCUCAGUCGAUGGUCUCAUAGAUCGGGUAUUCUCUCUCCUCCAUUCUCUCUCUUCUCAUCCAAAGCUUUUCAACCUAAGCGGCGGCACACAAUAGAUUUCAGUAGUGUUAAAGAAUUAGAUGAUGCUAUUAAAUUGUUUGGAGAAAUGAAGAGUAUGCGGCCGGAGCCUUCUUUUCGAGUGUACAACAAACUUAUGAGUGUUUGUGUGAAGAUUGAGCAGUAUGCUUUUGCCCUUAACAUGUUCGAUGAAAUGCUUCAGAUGGGUUUCCCUGUUAAUUGUUACACUAUGAAUAUUGCGGUUAACUGUUGCUGUCACCUGAAAGAUAUAUACUCUGGCUUUGCUAUAAUUGCCUUCUUUUUAAAGAAUGGUUUCGAACCAGAUGUUGUGACGAUCAGCCCUCUCAUUAAAGGGUUGUUUUUAGAGGGUAAGGAGGCGGAAGCCGUGAAAUUAUUCCAAAAGGUUCUGGAUUUAAAAGUUUGCGAGCCUAGUGGUGUUAUUAUUCUGCACUUGAUAGAUGGGUUGUGCAAAACUGGAAAGGUCGUUGAAGCUUAUGAUUGGGUUUGUAGAUUAGAAAAUUGUGGGUUGAGACCAAAUGUUUGGGCUUAUAGCGCAUUAAUUGAUGGGCUCUGCAAGGUGGGAAGUGUAGAUGACGCUUUGCAACUUCUGCCGAAGAUGAGCAGCAAGGGUAUUUUGCCUAAUGCUAUAACUUUGGAUGUGAUUACUUAUACUAUAUUGAUUGAUGCAUUAUGUAAAGAAGGAAAGAUGGAAGAAGCUGAGAAUGUGUUGGAAACUAUGACGAAGCAAAAUAUGUGUCCCACUGUGGUCACAUAUAAUUCACUUAUUGAUGGAUUUUGUAUGAAAGGUGAAACUGAUAGAGCAAAACAGCUACUUGAUUCCAUGGUAGGGAUGGGCCUAAAGCCUGAUAUUGUUAGCUAUAGCAGCUUAUUAAAUGGAUAUUGCAAGAAGGGAAGCGUGGAUGAAGCUUGGCUUCUUUUUCUUGAAAUUCCAAGUAAAGGUUUGGACCAUAAUACACAUACUUAUACUACCAUGAUACAUGGAUUAUAUAGUAAGAAUAAAUUUGCUGAGGGUCGGAAACUUUUCGACGAUAUGGAAGCUCGCCAAGUGUGUCCUAGCAUGCAUACUUACAAUAUAUUAUUAGAUGGGUUGUGUAGGAAUGGGGAGAUUGAUGAGGCUAUUUCGUUGUUAAGUAUGAUAGAGGAUAAGGGAUAUACUCCUAACACAGUCACGUACAGUGUUGUCAUAAAUGGAUAUUGCAAGAUGGGAAAAGUGGAUAAAGCUUGGCUUCUUUUUCUUGAAAUUCCCAAUAAAGGCUUGAUGCGUGAUAACCAUACUUAUAGUACCAUGAUCCACGGAUUAUUUAGUUCAAAUAAAUUUGCCGAGGGCCGGAAACUUUUUGAGGGUAUGGAAGCUCAGCAAGUGCUACCGAACUUGUGUACUUAUAAUAUAUUGUUGGAUGGGCUGUGUAGGAAUGGGGAGAUUGAUGAGGCUCUUUCGGUGUUGAGCAUGAUCAAGGAUAAGGGAUUUACUCCUGACACAGUCACGUACGGUGUUGUCAUAAAUGGGUUAUGCAAAAAUGGAAAACAUGGCAUGGCAAGAGAUCUUUUCAAUCAACUUCCAUCGAAAGGUGUACAACCAGAUAGUAUGCGGCCUGAGCCUUCUAUUCGAGUGUACAACAAACUUAUGAGUGUUUGUGCGAAGAUUGAGCAGUAUUCUUUUGCCCUUAAUGUGUUUGGUGAAAUGCUUCGGAUAGGAUUCCCUGUUAAUUGUUACACUAUGAGUAUUGCGGUUAACUGUAGUAGUCACUUGAAAGAAACAUACUCUGGUUUUGCUAUAAUGGCCUUCUUUUUUAAGAGUGGUGUCGAACCAAAUGCUGUGACAAUCAGCCCUCUCAUUAAAGGAUUGUUUUUAGAGGGCAAGGAUGUGGAAGCUGUGAAAUUAUUCGAGAAAGUUGUGGAUUUAAAAGUUUGCGAGCCUAAUGGUGUUAUGAUUCUGCACUUGAUAGAUGGGUUAUGCAAAACUGGACAGGUCGUUGAAGCUUAUGAUUGGGUUCGUAGAUUAGAAAGUUGUGGGUGGAGACCAAACGUUUGGGCUUAUAGCACAUUAAUUGAUGGGUUAUGCAAUGAUGAAAAGCUGGAUGACGCUUUGAAACUUCUGCCCGAGAUGAUCAGCAAGGGUAUUUUACCUAAUGUUGUCACAUAUAAUACCAUGAUUAAUGCAUAUUGUAAGGAAGGGAAGAUGGAAGAGGCUACAAAUGUAUUGGAAAUUAUGAUGCAACAAAACAUUUCUCCCAAUGUGGUCACAUAUACUACACUUAUUGAUGGAUUAUGUAUGAAAGGUGAAAUAGAUAGAGCAAAACAGUUACUUGAUUCCAUGGUAGAGAUGGGCUUAAAGCCUAACAUCAUUAGUUAUAGCUGCUUAUUAAAUGGAUAUUGCAAGAAGGGAUGCGUGGAUGAAGCUUGGCUUCUUUUUCUUGAAAUUCCAAGUAAAGGUUUGGAUCAUAAUACACAUACUUAUACUACCAUGAUACAUGGAUUAUAUAGUAAGAAUAAAUUUGCUGAGGGUCGGAAACUUUUCGAUGAUAUGGAAGCUCACCAAGUGUGUCCUAGCAUGCAUACUUACAAUAUAUUAUUGGAUGGGCUGUGUAGGAAUGGGAAUGUUGAUGAGGCCCUUUCAUUGGUGCGCUUCAUUGAAGAUAGAGGACAUACCCCUAAUAUUGUUAUCUACAACAGCUUAUUAAAUGGAUAUUGCAAGAUGGGAAAAGUGGAUGAAGCUUGGCUUCUUUUUCUUGAAAUUCCCAAUAAAGGCUUGAUGCGUGAUAACCAUACUUAUAGUACCAUGAUCCACGGAUUAUUUAGUUCAAAUAAAUUUGCCGAGGGCCGGAAACUUUUUGAGGGUAUGGAAGCUCAGCACGUGCAACCGGACUUGUGUACUUAUAAUGUAUUGUUGUAUGGGCUGUGUAGGAAUGGGGAGAUUGAUGAGGCCCUUUCGUUGUUGAGCAUGAUCGAGGAUAAGGGAUUUACUCCUAACUCAGUCACGUACGGUGUUGUCAUAAAUGGGUUAUGCAAAAAUGGAAAACAUGACAUUGCAAGAGAUCUUUUCAAUCAACUUCCAAUAAAUGGUGCACAACCUGAUGUGCACAUAUAUAAUAUGAUCAUUGGUUCAUUUUGUCAAGAAGGGUCUUGGGAGGAGGUAAAACGUUUGCUGGUAGAGAUGGAGAAUCGUGGCUGUGGUCCUGAUCAAGUUACAUACAAUGUCAUCAUCGGGAGUCUGCUAAAGCAAAAUGAGGUUGACAAGGCAAGAUCAUUCAUGGAAGAAAUGCGUGAAAGGGGAUUCUCAGCCGAUUCUGCAACUUCUUCGAUGCCAAGUGGAGAUGAUUAUGUCCUCAAAUCGAUGAAAGACCUUGAGCCCAAGGAAAUUGUUUCCUACCUUAAUUCGAAGAUGCAUUCAGCAAAAUUCAUGGAGAAACUGCCGAAGAAGUUGUCAUUUCCCCUGCCGUAUCAGGCGCUACGAAAAACCCCUGCCGUCGGAGGAGCUAGUCGGUUGCCUAUCGUCGAAUGUAGGGAAGACUUGAGGGAGGCUAGGAGCCACAGGCAUCGGGAUCGGCCGGCCCGAGUUCGUCAUGGCGCGUUUGUUGAUCUUGCCAGCGUUCUUGCAGACUCGGUCGAGAGGAAGUCGCGUACGACCAUGAACAACCGCAACGGAUCCAAUUUUGCCUCUCACCGCCGAUUAAGGAAGAUGAGCAGAAGAGCUUCAAUCGAUCUCAUUCAUGGAAGAGGAUUUCUCAAUCUAUUCAAUCUAUGCUCGCACAAAUCGGGUAUUCUCUCUCCUCUGUUCUCUCACUUCUCUUCCAAAGCUUUUCAACCUAAGGCGAGCAGAAUAGAUUCAAUUCCUGUUAAUGAUUUAGACGAUGCUAUUAAAUUGUUUGUAACAAUGAAGAAUAUGCAGCCGAGGCCUUCAAUUCGAAUGUACAACAAGCUUAUGAGUGCUUGUGUGAAGAUUGGGGAGUAUUCUUUUGCCCUUAAUGUGUUCGAUGAAAUGCUUCAGAUGGGUUUCCCUGUUAAUAUGUACACUAUGAAUAUUGCGGUUAACUGUUGUAGUCACUUGAAAGAAAUAUACUCUGGUUUUGCUAUAAUUGCCUUCUUUGUAAAGAGUGGUUUCGAACCAGAUGUCACGACAAUCGGUACUCUCAUUAAGGGAUUAUUUUUAGAGGGUAAGGGGGCGGAAGCUGUUAAAUUAUUCGAGAAAGUUCUGGAUUUAAAAGUUUGCGAGCCUAAUGGUGUUAUGAUUCUGCACUUGGUAGAUGGGUUAUGCAAAACUGGACAGGUCAUUGCAGCUUACGAUUGGGUUCGUAGAUUAGAAAAUUGUGGGUUGAGACCCGACGUUUGGGUUUAUAGUGCAUUAAUUGAUGGGCUGUGCAAGGUGGGAAAUGUCGAUGAUGCUUUGGAACUUCUGCCGAAGAUGACCAGCAAGGGUAUUUUGCCUAAUGCUGUCACAUAUAAUGCCAUGAUUAAGGGACUGUGUGAAAAGGGUAGGCAUAGUGAGGUUAGAAACUUAUUGAAUGAGAUGACCGAUCUUAAGAUAUGUUUGGAUGUGAUUACUUUCAAUAUAUUGAUUUAUGCAUUAUGUAAAGAAGGAAAGAUGGAAGAAGCUGAGAAUGUGUUGGAAACUAUGACGAAGCAGAAUAUAUGUCCCACUGUGGUCACGUAUAAUUCACUUAUUGAUGGAUUUUGUUUGAAAGGUGAAACUGAUAGAGCAAAACAGCUACUUGAUUCCAUGGUAGGGAUGGGCCUAAAGCCUAAUAUUGUUAGCUAUAGCAGCUUAUUGAAUGGAUAUUGCAAGAAAGGGAGCACGGAUGAAGCUUGGCUUCUUUUUCUUGAAAUUCCCAGUAAAGGUUUGGAUCAUGAUACACAUACUUAUAAUACCAUGUUACAUGGAUUAUAUAGUAAGAAUAGAUUUGCAGAGGGUCGGAAACUUUUCAAGGAUAUGUUAGAUCAGCAAGUGCGUCCUGACUUGCAUACUUACACCAUAUUGUUGGAUGGGCUGUGUAGGAAUGGGGAUGUUGAUGAGGCCCUUUCAUUGGUGCGCUUCAUUGAAGAUAAAGGACAUACCCCUAAUAUUGUUAUCUACAACAGCUUAUUAAAUGGAUACUGCAAGAAGGGAAGUGUGGAUGAAGCCUGGCUUCUUUUUCAUGAAAUUCCCAAUAAAGGCUUGAUGCGUGAUAACCAUACUUAUAGUACCAUGAUCUACGGAUUAUUUACUUCAAAUAAAUUUACAGAGGGCCGGAAACUGUUUGAGGGUAUGGAAGCUCAGCACGUGCAACCGAACUUGCGUACUUAUAAUGUAUUGUUGUAUGGGCUGUGUAGGAAUGGGGAGAUUGAUGAGGCCCUUUCGUUGUUGAGCAUGAUCGAGGAUAAGGGAUUUACUCCUAACUCAGUCACGUACGGUGUUGUCAUAAAUGGAUUAUGCAAAAAUGGAAAACAUGACAUUGCAAGAGAUCUUUUCAAUCAACUUCCAUUAAAUGGUGCACAACCUGAUGUGCACAUAUAUAAUAUGAUCAUUGGUUCAUUUUGUCAAGAAGGGCCUUGGGAGGAGGUAAAACGUUUGCUGGUAGAGAUGGAGAAUCGUGGCUGUGGACCUGAUCAAGUUACAUACAAUGUCAUCAUCGGGAGUCUGCUAAAGCAAAAUGAGGUUGACAAAGCAAGAUCAUUCAUGGAAGAAAUGCGUGAAAAGGGAUUCUCAGCCGAUUCUUCAACUUCUUCGAUGCCAAGUGGAGAUGAUUAUGUCCUCAAUUCAAUGAAAGACCUUGAGCCCAAGGAAAUUGUUUCCUAGUCCAUAUUAAGUAGAGACAUCAUUGUUUCUAGUGCUGGCUGCUGGGCGAGGAUUGAUGCACCCUAAGAGUCAAAGGUUAUGUCUCAGACUUUCAAGCUGAGUUCGAUUCUUUCUGUAUAUGCUUGUGAUAUCCAAGUUCCCUAUUGCUGCAUGAUGCAAAAAAACUUUCAAAUGUUAUGAAAUUAUAUAUGUUUGCAGAAUUUGUUAUAUUUUGAUGAGCUCAACUUAACAGUU
Molecule: messenger RNA, 6129 nt
Organism: Salvia hispanica
Lineage: Eukaryota; Viridiplantae; Streptophyta; Magnoliopsida; Lamiales; Lamiaceae
Source: RefSeq, a predicted model, not a curated record